Blastomyces dermatitidis ER-3 is the source of this 795-nucleotide messenger RNA. RefSeq lists its product as uncharacterized. The coding region runs from base 326 to 667 and encodes 113 amino acids. NCBI's taxonomy places the organism in Eukaryota, Fungi, Ascomycota, Eurotiomycetes, Onygenales, Ajellomycetaceae. The transcript has a single exon. The record is from RefSeq and is a predicted model, not a curated record.
CCGGAGUUGUCGAUUGGCCAAGUCAACCCCGGAGUUGAUAACUAGUUACCAGCCUAAAACGCCGCCCGACUGCCGCGGUGCGUUUCCUUGACACACAAAAGUCCAGACCUGUGAACGGAUUCUGGAGUCUGGAUUCCGAGUGGUUUUGUCGCUGGCUGUCGUCAGCUGGCGUGGCGAUCAUUCUGUUUGGACCUUGAAACGUGGAGGUUUUGCUGGAGCCCACGACCGAAACCACCCGCUGAAACCUCCCUUCUCUCUGGUGGAGUCAUCGGACUGUUUUUCGCCUGCCGUUGAAGGAAGACAGAUACUCUAUUUCUAUUUCUCAAUGGUAGCCAAACUACGGAGUACUCCGUACUCAAGACUCACUAAUAAUCGUGCCAAGCCCCCCAAAAGCCGCAUCCCACCCUGCUCAUCCGUGAUACCACUCCUCCUUACAUUAUUUAUGAAAAGGGCGAGUUAUGGACAACCACCCCCUUCAUCUUCGCCCCCACCCACAAGUCCAGUCCUCCUGUACUCGUGGCCUCGACAAAUAACCCUAAUAGUUAAACCGAUACCCAACCCCCACGCACGCUACCAAACUAAACUGCGAACCACCUUCAAGGAUCCCAGAACUCCCGACUCAACCCAAGAGCCGGACAAGGGGGGGGAAGGGGGCCACUUUUCCUAGCAUGUUACGUUAACUCGCUCCCAGCAGCCAGGGACAAGUUACAUCCCCGGCACAACGACGACUCCACCCUAGUAGGAGGAGAUGGGAUUUCUCCACUCCCAACCUCCCACCACCACCACCCAGGCCAC